GCCUGUUACAUGCCAGUUCCAAGUGCUCUAGCUGAGCGGGCAAGGCCAAAGCUUUUGAAUCUGUCAGUCAGUGGGACCUGCUUCCGAAGGUCUCUUCUGAAAUGUACAUGGUUUUCUGCAUAUACUAAGGUAUCAGCUCCCCAAGGCACCUAUUUUCUUUAACUUAUUAGACUGGUUGCAAGGACUGUAAACAGCAGGAGCCGAUUGGGCACAAUGCCUCUUCUCCAUCAUCCAUUCGGUCUGGGCUGCCAUUCCACAACAUAUCAGUGUAAUGGAGGUGAGGACAAAGAAGCCGAGUUCUUCUUUUCCUUUCAGACAGACUGGGGCUAUUCUUGGAGUCUUCUGAAAGCUCAGCUGUUUAACCUGUUGGCAGCUACAAAACAAAAUUUGGGUCAGCAGAAGCAGCAAAAGAGAAAGAAUUAUGGGGGGAAAGAACUCCAAGGACCAAAGAGAGGAAAGCACAAGGUCAUCAAAGAGAAGCCAGAAGCUACCUCUUUGGGAAGAAACUCUACUUUCUGGAAAAGAUCCCAGAACACUGUUAAAGCGUGGGCUCCACUAUGUCAACCUGAACCUCGUCAUGAAGGGGAUGAUAAAGACACCUAACUUUUUAUGGGGACUACCACAAGUCCAGAAAUUGAAUCUUUCACACAACCAGCUGGUGGCCCUUCCUCCCGCUUUGGGGAAACUUGAGCAGCUGGUGGUACUGAACUUGUGUGGGAACCGCAUAAAGUCCCUACCUAAAGAGAUUGGACUGCUUAGGAAUCUGAAGGUUUUAUUUGUCAAUAUGAAUUGCUUGACUGAAGUCCCGUUGGAGCUUGGACACUGUAAGAAGUUGGAAAUUUUGAGCCUCUCACAUAAUUAUAUCUCUUGGCUCCCUUCUAGCAUUGCAGAACUGGUCAACUUAAGGAAGCUGAACCUGAGCAACAAUUGGUUUGUUUAUCUUCCCAUGAGUGUGUUUGCUUUGAUAAAUUUGGAUUUUUUACAUGUAGGCUGCAACAAACUUGAAAAUAUUGGAGACAGCGUCCAGUUUCUAAGCAAAUUGCAGAUCCUGAUUGCUGACUAUAACAACAUUCAUGCAUUGCCAAGGUCUAUCUGCUCAAUCACUUCUCUCAAAUUGCUAAAUGUUGAUUACAAUGCUAUACAAGUACUUCCCUAUGAACUUUAUUUGCUGCAUCGAUUGCCCAAAAUUGCUUGGAAUCCUCUGGAUAAGGGACUCCAUAUUUUGCACAAUCCUUUAUCAAAACCAUUGCCACAGGUUAUAGAUGGAGGAAUAAAUGCACUCUACAAAUAUCUUAAAGACAAAAAUCAGCUUGCAUAAAUUUAUACCUUGGUUUGGAAUAGAUCUGGUAGUAAAGCCUCAACUUCUGCCACAUGUUUUUUCUAGUCAAUGUACAAAAUGGAUACUGGAAUAAAAUUAUAGUUGUUUUU
Messenger RNA from Crotalus tigris (Tiger rattlesnake), 1428 nucleotides. RefSeq names its product leucine rich repeat containing 30 (gene LRRC30). Gene Ontology annotation, molecular function: protein binding. The transcript is spliced from 3 exons. The coding region runs from base 422 to 1318 and encodes 298 amino acids. The record is from RefSeq and is a predicted model, not a curated record. NCBI's taxonomy places the organism in Eukaryota, Metazoa, Chordata, Lepidosauria, Squamata, Viperidae.